Rangifer tarandus platyrhynchus (Svalbard reindeer) is the source of this 798-nucleotide messenger RNA. Lineage: Eukaryota; Metazoa; Chordata; Mammalia; Artiodactyla; Cervidae. The record is from the annotation of a GenBank genome assembly.
GGUUGUGUAGCGGCGGCCGCCGAGGCGGACUCCGCGAAGGAGGAGCUGCUGGCCCGCCCGUCGCUGUACCAGGAGAGGGCGAACCUGUACCCGCUGAGUAACGCGCCGGGCGAGGGGCUGAGCCACGGCGGCCUGCGGCCCAACGGGCAGACGAAGCCGAUGCCGGCACUGAAGCUGGCGCUGGAGUACAUCGUGCCCUGCAUGAACAAGCACAGCAUCUGCGUGGUGGACGACUUCCUGGGCAAGGAGACCGGCCAGCAGAUCGGCGACGAGGUGCGCGCCCUGCACGACACGGGAAAGUUCACGGACGGGCAGCUGGUCAGCCAGAAGAGCGACUCGUCCAAGGACAUCCGAGGCGAUAAGAUCACCUGGAUCGAGGGCAAGGAGCCUGGCUGCGAAACCAUCGGGCUGCUCAUGAACAACAUGGACGACCUGAUCCGCCACUGUAACGGGAAGCUGGGCAACUACAAAAUCAAUAGCCGGACGAAAGCCAUGGUUGCUUGCUCUCCUGGCAAUGGAACAGGUUACGUACAUCAUGUCGAUAAUCCAAAUGGAGAUGGAAGAUGUGUGACAUGUAUAUAUUAUCUUAAUAAAGACUGGGAUGCCAAGGUAAGUGGAGGUAUACUUCGAAUUUUUCCAGAAGGCAAAGCCCAGUUUGCUGACAUUGAACCCAAAUUUGAUAGACUGCUGUUUUUCUGGUCUGACCGUCGCAACCCUCAUGAAGUACAACCAGCAUAUGCUACAAGGUACGCAAUAACUGGUAUUUUGAUGCAGAUGAGAGAGCGCGAGCUAAAGUAA